AUGCUUCAACUUCAUGAUCCGAAUUAUAUAAAAUCCUUACGAGAAGAGAUCAAAUUCGAAUUCAAAAAUGCAUUUAACGAGUAUAUGGAAAAUGCACUAGGCUAUGAUCACUAUUCUCCAAUAACUAGACAUGGAUAUAGUCAAUUUGGCCUCAAAUUUUCACUUUUUGAUUCCUUAGACACCUUAUUACUGAUGAAUUUAACAGAAGAGUUCGAAAACGCAUCAAAAUAUGUAUUACAGACUACUAAUUUCACAAAAAAUUCUACAAUUUCAGUAUUUGAAUCUACAAUUAGAGAUAUUGGAGGUUUAAUCUCAGCUUAUGAGCAAACUGGCCAAAGAAAAUUCUUAGACUUAGCCGAGAAGCUAGCGUUAGUACUAGAACCCGCAUUCAAAACUCCAACAGGAUUUCCAUAUGCAUAUAUAAAUCCCGGGACUAAUUAUACAGAAGAUCAUAUCUGGAAUAUACAAAAAUCAUUACUUUCAGACAUAGGCAGCCUUCAAAUAGAGUUCUAUUCUUUGACAUAUCAUACAGGAAACAUGAAAUACUGGAAUCUUGUUAAUUACAUUGAAACAAUAGCCAAUAAAUACAUAUUACCAAGUAUUUACUUUAGCUAUCAAUCCACUUACUCCGAAGUACCUACAUCUCUUUCCUUUGACGCAUUUGGAGAUUCAUAUUACGAAUAUCUUCUAAAAAUGGCAUUAUUAGCUCCUCAAAACAGUACCCUUUAUUCAGAUUAUUUUAUUACAGCCAUAAAACAAGCUUCAAAGCAACUUUUGGUCACAUCUCGCCAUAAACAUUUAGAAUUUUUCAAAACAACAGUUUAUGGACAGUCCAAACACCAGAUAUCCCAUCUAUCAUACUUCCUUCCUGGAAUAUUAUACCUUGCGAGCCGAGAAUACCCAAACUUUAAAUUAUCCGAAGAAUUAGCUGACAGAUUAAUGGAAACAUCAGUCAAACUCCACAAAAUGACCAAAACAGGACUCAGUGGUGAUGUUUUAGUGUUUGGAGAGAACGGAAUGACUUGGGAAGAUUCGACAUACAAACUCAGACCAGAAUACAUCGAAUCAUUGUUUUACCAAUGGAGAGUUAAACAUAAAACAAUGUCAAGGAGAUUGGCAGAAGACUUUUUCAACAGUUUGAAGAAAUAUUCGAAAAUAGGAAAUGCUUAUUCUUCUGUUUCAAAUGUUGACUCUUCAUUCCCUGGUUACGAAGAUCAAAUGGACUCAUUUUUCCUUGCCGAAACAAUGAAGUACCUUUAUUUGAUUUUCUGUGAUGAUGAUGUCAUUUCUCUCGAUGACUACGUCUUCACAACUCAGGGACAUUAUAUAAAGAAAAAAGAUCAUAGAAGAUAA
Molecule: messenger RNA, 1353 nt
Organism: Trichomonas vaginalis G3
Lineage: Eukaryota; Parabasalia; Trichomonadida; Trichomonadidae
Product: glycosyl hydrolase
Exons: 1
Coding region: 1-1353 (450 amino acids)
Biological process (GO): N-glycan processing; carbohydrate metabolic process
Cellular component (GO): membrane; endoplasmic reticulum
Molecular function (GO): mannosyl-oligosaccharide 1,2-alpha-mannosidase activity; calcium ion binding
Source: RefSeq, a predicted model, not a curated record